Centrocercus urophasianus (Greater sage-grouse) is the source of this 4413-nucleotide messenger RNA. It is a transcript of the gene GRIN2A, whose product is annotated as glutamate ionotropic receptor NMDA type subunit 2A. The coding region runs from base 1 to 4413 and encodes 1470 amino acids. Gene Ontology annotation, cellular component: postsynaptic density membrane; plasma membrane; NMDA selective glutamate receptor complex. The record is from RefSeq and is a predicted model, not a curated record. Gene Ontology annotation, biological process: long-term synaptic potentiation; synaptic transmission, glutamatergic; monoatomic ion transport. NCBI's taxonomy places the organism in Eukaryota, Metazoa, Chordata, Aves, Galliformes, Phasianidae. The transcript is spliced from 13 exons. Gene Ontology annotation, molecular function: NMDA glutamate receptor activity; transmitter-gated monoatomic ion channel activity involved in regulation of postsynaptic membrane potential.
AUGUGGGGUGCGAACGCGGGGAUAAAGCUGGCAAAGAUGAGGAAAAUUGGCUGUGCUCUCCUGGUUCUCCAAGCUCUUCUUGCACCUUUGGAUCUUGUUCGUGGAGCAGAGAAGAAUUAUCCUGUCCUGAACAUUGCAGUCAUUCUGGGAAGGACCAAGGAUAUCACAGAGAGAGAUAUCAGAUCUCUCUGGACCAGGGAGAUGUCAGCAGACCUGACUGUUGAUGUUAAUGUAGUGACCCUUCUGGUGAACCAGACUGACCCUAAAAGCAUCAUAACACACGUUUGCGACUUGAUGUCAGGUACCAAGAUCCAUGGAGUGGUUUUUGGAGACGACUCAGAUCAGGAGGCAGUAGCUCAGAUUUUGGAUUUUAUUUCAUCUCAGACUUCUAUUCCAAUUCUUGGAAUUCAUGGCGGGGCCUCCAUGAUAAUGGCAGAUAAGGAUGUGAUGUCAACAUUCUUCCAAUUUGGGGCUUCUAUCCAGCAGGAAGCCAUCGUCAUGCUUAAGAUCAUGCAGGAUUAUGACUGGCACGUGUUUUCUCUGGUAACCACCACCUUUCCUGGAUAUCGAGACUUCAUCAAUGUCAUUAAGACCACAGUGGAAAAUAGUUUUGUAGGAUGGGACAUGCAGAACAUCAUCAUUCUUGAUACUGCCUUUGGAGAUGCCAAGACACAAAUUCAGCUGAAGAAAAUUCAUUCAUCUGUCAUCCUUCUCUAUUGUUCCAAGGAUGAAGCUGUCUACAUACUAGAUGAGGCUCGCUCACUGGGCCUUACCGGGUAUGAUUUCUUUUGGAUAGUUCCAAGCCUGGUUAGUGGUAACACAGAAAUUACUCCCAAGGAAUUUCCUUCGGGACUCAUUUCAGCAUCUUAUGACGAAUGGGACUACAGUUUAGAAGCUCGAGUGCGGGAUGGCCUUGGGAUUAUUGCCACUGCUGCAUCAGCCAUGCUGGAAAAGUACUCCUUCAUUCCUGAAGCAAAAACUAGCUGCUAUGGUCAACUGGAGAAAAAUGACCGGCCAUCUCACACUUUGCACCAGUUUAUGAUGAAUGUGACUUGGGAAGGUAAAGAUUUGUCCUUCACUGCCGACGGUUAUCAGGCACACCCCAGGCUGGUGGUGAUCGUACUGAACAAAGAUCGUGUGUGGGAGAAGGUGGGGAAAUGGGAGAACAACUCACUGAGCCUGAAGUACUCUGUCUGGCCAAGGUACAGUUCCUUUGCAGACAGUGACCCAGAUGAUAACCACCUGAGUAUUGUCACCCUGGAGGAGGCUCCCUUUGUCAUCGUCGAAGAUGUGGAUCCUUUGAUGGAAAGCUGCCAAAAAAACACUGUGCCAUGUCGUAAAUUUGUCAAAAUUAACAACUCAACUAAUGAGGGAACUAAUGUAAAGAAGUGCUGCAAAGGAUUCUGCAUUGAUAUCUUGAAGAAGUUGUCUAAAACUGUCAAAUUCACAUAUGACCUGUACUUGGUGACUAAUGGGAAGCAUGGCAAAAAAGUCAAUAAUGUGUGGAAUGGAAUGAUUGGUGAAGUGGUUUAUCAUCGUGCAGUUAUGGCUGUGGGGUCUCUCACUAUUAACGAAGAGCGCUCUGAAGUGGUUGACUUUUCAGUGCCGUUUGUUGAGACUGGGAUCAGUGUCAUGGUGUCACGGAGCAAUGGCACAGUUUCACCAUCUGCUUUUCUAGAGCCUUUUAGUGCUUCUGUCUGGGUGAUGAUGUUUGUGAUGCUUCUCAUUGUGUCUGCCAUGGCUGUAUUUAUAUUUGAGUACUUCAGUCCUGUAGGAUAUAACAGGAAUUUAGCACAAGGGAGAGAUCCCCAUGGACCAUCCUUCACCAUUGGAAAGGCAGUAUGGUUACUCUGGGGCUUGGUAUUCAACAACUCCGUGCCUGUGCAAAACCCCAAAGGGACAACCAGUAAAAUUAUGGUGUCAGUUUGGGCCUUCUUUGCUGUCAUUUUCCUGGCUAGUUAUACUGCCAACUUAGCUGCAUUUAUGAUUCAAGAGGAGUUUGUUGACCAAGUGACAGGACUGAGCGAUAAAAAGUUUCAAAGGCCACAUGAUUAUUCACCUCCUUUUCGAUUUGGAACUGUCCCAAAUGGCAGCACAGAAAGGAAUAUCAGAAACAACUACCCUGAUAUGCACCUCUACAUGACAAAAUAUAAUCAAAAAGGAGUUGAAGAUGCCUUGGUCAGCUUGAAAACUGGGAAGUUGGAUGCUUUCAUCUAUGAUGCAGCAGUGCUGAAUUACAAGGCUGGAAGAGAUGAAGGCUGCAAACUUGUCACAAUAGGCAGUGGAUACAUCUUUGCCACUACGGGCUAUGGAAUAGCACUUCAGAAAGGGUCACCGUGGAAGAGACAAAUUGAUCUCGCCCUUCUUCAAUUUGUUGGAGAUGGUGAAAUGGAAGAGUUAGAAACCCUGUGGCUGACUGGUAUUUGCCACAAUGAGAAGAAUGAAGUCAUGAGCAGCCAGCUGGAUAUUGACAACAUGGCAGGAGUCUUUUACAUGCUUGCAGCAGCCAUGGCGCUCAGUUUAAUUACCUUUGUCUGGGAGCACUUAUUUUACUGGAAGCUUAGAUUCUGCUUCACUGGAAUCUGCUCUGAUAGACCAGGAUUAUUGUUCUCAAUCAGCAGGGGUAUUUAUAGCUGCAUUCAUGGAGUACACAUUGAAGAAAAAAAGAAGUCCCCUGACUUUACUUUGACCAAUUCCCAAACCAACAUGUUAAAACUACUACGAACAGCGAAAAAUAUGACCAAUAUAAAUCCUUCAAGAAUUAACUCCCCCAAAAGAACAGCUGAUUUUAUUCAGAGGGGUUCCUUGAUUAUGGACAUGGUCAUGGAUAAGGGAAACUUGAUCUUUUCUGAUAACAGAUCCUUUCAGACAAAGGACAACUUUUUUGGUGAAAACAUGAGUGAAUUGCAGACACUUCCUGGCAAUCGACACAAGGACAAUCUUAACAACUAUGUUUUCCAAGGUCAGCAUCCUCUCACACUGAAUGAGUCCAACCCAAAUACAGUAGAGGUUGCAGUAACAACAGAAGCAAAAGUAAACUCCAGACCCAGGCAACUUUGGAGGAAAUCUGUUGAAUCUUUACGUCAGGAAUCUGUACGUCAGAGUCAAGGUUCUCAGAGGGAAAACGGGUCAGAUGAAAACCGGCAACUUUCAGUGAAAAGCCAAAGAUAUCUUCCUGAAGAGAUUGUCCAUUCAGAUGUAUCAGAGACAUCAAGCCGGGCUACUUGCCAUAUGGAACCUGAUAACAACAAUAAGCACCACAAAACCAAGGACAAUUUUAAAAAAAGAACAGUAGCAUCAAAAUACCCAAAAGACUGUAGUGAAGUGGAACUGACAUAUCUGAAAACUAAACAGAGCUCUCCACGGGAUAAAAUCUACACAAUUGAUGCUGAUAAGGAGCCAGGAUUCCGCUUGGACACACCCCAAUAUAUCGAAAACAUUGUCCUUCCAGAAACUAUAGAGUAUCCUGGUGUUUAUCAAGAUCACAAUGACAACUACAGGAAAGCAGAACAUGCUAACAGGACUCCCAUGCAUAAUGAAGACAGUCUUCCAAAUAAUGAUCAGUAUAAACUUUAUGCAAAGCACUACAGUUUAAAAGAUAAAAAUGCUUCCCUAGUUGACAUGAAUGAUAGAUACAGACAGAAUUCUACCCACUGUAGGAGCUGUCUUUCCAAUUUGCCCACUUAUACGGGACAUUAUUCAGGCAGAUCGCCCUAUAAAUGCGAUGCAUGCUUGCGGAUGGGGAACCUCUAUGAUAUUGAGGAAGAUCAGAUGCUGCAGGACACAACGAACUUAUCACUUCCUGAAGAAAUAUAUGACCAUAGUUGGUCACAGAAUAAUGCUCUGCAAUAUCAUAAAAAAAACAAGUUGAGGAUUAGCAGGCAACAUUCAUUUGAUAAUAUUGCUGAUAAGUCCAGGGAAAUUGAUCUUGGAAGACCUUCUCGUAGUAUAAGCUUGAAAGAUAAAGAGAAGUUUCUCCAAAGUAGUCCAUAUGCAAGCAUGUUUAGCGUUCCCUCAAGCAAACUGUUGAGCAACAAAGCCUCACUUUUAACCCAUGCUCUAGAGGACAGUAAGAGGAGCAAGUCCCUGUAUCCCAUUCACUCAGAAGAUAAUCCCUUUCUGCACUCGUAUCGUGAUGACCAGCACUUAUCUCUUAGGCGAAAUCCAGCUGAUCUUUAUAAAUAUUCGUUACCAACCAGAGGAAGAAAUGAUAAUUAUUUCAGGUCAUCCAUAAAGUCUACAGCAUCAUACUGUUCCAGGGAUGGUCGGAUCCAUAAUGACAUGUACAUUUCAGAGCAUGUUUUGCCUUAUGUUGCAAAUAGGAAUAGUGUGUAUUCAACUCCAAGGGUUUUAAAUUCCUGUAGCAAUAGACGUGUGUAUAAGAAAAUGCCUAGCAUUGAAUCAGAUGUUUAA